AUGAAGUUCUCCAACCUUGCCCUGCCCCUGCUGGCGUCUUGCGCCGUGGCCCAGAACUCCACCAAUCCUAACUCCAACACCACCAUCAUUGUCACCAACGAUGACUCGUGGGCCUCCGCCAACAUCCGAUCUCUCUACUCUGAGCUCAAGAAGGAGGGUUACAAUGUGUUCAUGUUUGCUCCUGCUGUCCAGCAGAGUGGAACUGGAGGUACCUUCAACCUUCCCCGAGCCGCCAACCUCACCAAGGGCGGAGAGUUCGGCUCCAUUCCCGUAGGAGCUCCCAACUGGGGCCAGGACGACAACGACGACCACAUCUGGUACUUUGACGGCACUCCGGCAGCUGCCAUGAGCUUCGGCCUCGACUACGCCAUCCCCCGUCUUUUCAACAACGCUACUGUCGAUCUGGUGGUGUCUGGACCCAACGAGGGCUGGAACAUUGGCCCCAACAUCUACACCAUGUCCGGAACCAACGGUGCCAUGUACAUGGCUGUUCUGCGAGGAAUUCCUGCCAUUGCUUACAGUGGAAUGAACAGCCACCAGUACUAUGCCAACGCCUCCACCUCCGAUAACGCGGCCCACAACAUCUACGCCAAGGCCGCCACCGGUAUUGUCAACAACCUGGUCAAGAACGCCAAGGACCGAGCCACUCUACUUCCUUACGGAGUUGGUCUGUCUGUCAACCUCCCCCGAGCUGGUGACGUUGAUCCCACCGGACAGUGCAAGGAGAUCAAGCCAAUUUUCACCCGACAGACUGGCCCCGCCGCCAUUGUGCUCAAGCUGUCUUACAACGAGACCACCAACCGAUUCUCUCCCGGAAUCACCAACUCCGAGGCCUCCAAGGCUUGUCUUAACGGAGAUUGUAUUCUUCCCGAUGAGUCUGAUGUCGUUGCCAACUGGGGAUGCUACGCUUCCGUUUCUGUCAUCACCACCGACUACGACGCUCCUCGAGACGUUGCUGGAGAGGUGCAGUUCCUUAACCGAGGAGAGGUCAAGUUUGCCCCUCGAGUUUACGGCUCCUUUGCUCCUGUUGAGGCCUCUCCUUACUUUUAA
Messenger RNA from Yarrowia lipolytica CLIB122, 1050 nucleotides. RefSeq lists its product as uncharacterized. Gene Ontology annotation, molecular function: nucleotidase activity. The record is from RefSeq and is a predicted model, not a curated record. NCBI's taxonomy places the organism in Eukaryota, Fungi, Ascomycota, Dipodascomycetes, Dipodascales.